Messenger RNA from Rhopalosiphum padi (bird cherry-oat aphid), 4182 nucleotides. Its product is annotated as cytokine receptor-like. The record is from RefSeq and is a predicted model, not a curated record. Bases 359 to 2650 code for a protein of 763 amino acids. Gene Ontology annotation, molecular function: protein binding. Lineage: Eukaryota; Metazoa; Arthropoda; Insecta; Hemiptera; Aphididae. The transcript is spliced from 13 exons.
UCUUUCCAGACCGUUGUUUGGUUCUCGUGGUUAGUCUUAUGGUUUUAACGCGUCUCGAGCCUACAUUGUAGUCAGAAUUUUCGUUUUUUUUCGGUUGUUUAAUUUAAUUUUAAUUCUAUAAGUGUAACAGUAAUAUAGUAUAUUAUAAUUAUUUUAUUUCGUCGGCGAAUGUUAUUGUACGUUUAUUAAUAUUUGUGAUUUAAAUCGCAGUUCUAACCACACGACCACCACGGUCGCGAGGUAUUGGCUUUUGCAGUAAAAAAUUGUACUGCGAAAAAAAUAUCAGUCGACAACCACUGUACGAGACGGCCUGUGACAAAACAUAACUAUCGAGGUUAUCAGCAGAGAAGGCAUAACCAUGAUACGUCGACAGUAUAAAGUUGGAACUUUCCCAAACAAUUUGUUGAUAGCGGGACAGAAAUGGUUGAUAUUGUUAUCGAUAAUACUAAUAUCACUUGAUUUUUCAAAUUCAUCGAUAACCUGUGGACCUGGCAUAUAUUCACCAGGAGGAACUACUCCGAGUGGUGACGUUAAUAUCGAAUACAACAGUGGUACUCCGUUGGAAAUCACAUGCAAUUUAAAUCCUAAUCACGAACUACUGCAGAAAAUACUUAGUGAUGAAACUGCCGACGAUAGCAAAUCAAAACUACUAAGCCAGAAAAUCAUGUUCUAUAAGAACGACGAACGCGUCGCCAAACAAUAUGUAUCGAUCAUCAACUCGACGGCGGCCCAAUUGCGCGUGUCAAAUCUCUCGGCGAGUUCCGAUGUCUAUACAUGCAUGGUAUGUUUGGAUAAAAACAACCACGGCAUUAAACUAUCUAAGGCGGCUGAUAUUUCAUCAAUCAAUAUGGCUCUACGGAAUAGCAUUAUGAACACGGUCGGAUACCGUCCAAACGAAUCAGUCGACACAGACAUCGGGGUGUGCCUUAACAAUGUUAAUGUCGGAUAUAAACCACUCAACGUUACAAAUUUCGCUUGCACCUCUAACAACUGGGAAAGUUUAUCGUGUAAUUGGACCAAACCGGAGAAUCCGAUAAAAACCGCUUAUAAGGUGUACUUCAGAUUGGCCGGCCGUGCUUUUAGCAGAAGUUUCACAGCUUGUCCUGCGGAUUCGGAUGUCCGAGAUAAUUCUUGCUAUUGGGAUUUUUCUACUACACCGCUAUACAGGCAAUCGUACGAAUAUUAUUAUUUCACGAUAACUGGCGAAAAUGCGCUGGGAAAAUCGUCAAUGCCAAUUCGUUUUCACCACUACGCCAACAUUAUUCCCGCGAGACCCACAAAAAUCGCAGCGAUUGACCAAACGGAAUCGAGUGUCAAGCUUACGUGGUCGAUCGGUACAAUGUCGUUUUAUUCGCACGGAAUAGUUUACAAGAUUCAAUACAAAUCGCAAUGGGAUUCCAAUCCCGAACAGUGGCACACUAUAAUCGUCAAUGACAAAUGCAACCCACAAUCGACAUCUCACGAAACCGAUUCGGCGCAAAACACGGACUGUGUGGAACACGACGGAGACCAUCAUUACUACGACGUCACCGGCUUGAAAUAUCCGUUUGCGCGUUACGAUUUUCGCAUAUCCCUUCGGACGGCGCUCGCUGGCGGCGACGAUAAGUGGUCUGCUCCCGGUUACAUCACCGUCAACACCAAGCCCACGAUUCCCAAAAGACCACCGCAAACUGACAUAGGAAGCUUUCAAUGUGUUCCUUCGCCAUCAGACAAAUCCAAAAGGGACGUGUUAGUUUAUUGGCAAACUAUAGAAGAUAAUGAAAAAUGUGGCGAAUCGUUUGAGUAUAUUGCUUAUUAUGUUUACAAGACGGAAGAUGAACAAACCAUCACUCGUCGUAGCGACGAAACGUACAAGAAUUACGCCAAGUUCAAUUGCCUCAGCACCAGCAUCGGAUACGAGUUUAUAGUAGUAUCAUACAAUAAAGAAGGUUUUUCUACAGAAUGUUCAAAGGUUUAUGUACCUAGCGAAUCAGACACACUCGAUAAACCAACAUCGUUAAAGAAAAGUGUAUUUGACAAACAAGGGAUUUUCGAACUAUCCUGGAAAGGUGCCGAUGUUCAGAAAUCGUCCACUCCUAAUCCACUAGAUUAUUAUACUCUAUUUUGGUGCGAAAAAGACAUUGUCCAUCCACAACAGUGUAAUGGUUAUAUGAAUUGGAUGCACGUACCGAUUUCAGUAUCUCGCUACAAUACUACUGUGUUCGACAACAUGGAAAAAUAUAUUUUUUCAAUUAGCGCAAACAGUGAAAAUCCUUCGAGAAAUGGUUUAGAUAACCUUAAAGCUAGUAGUAGCGGAAUGGUGUGGGAAUCAUUCGAUGACAAUGUAAAGAACGUUUGGGUUAGUGUGAUUGGUCCGACAUUUGCGGGCUUGAGCUGGAAAGUCUACUGUGACGACAAGACUGGUUUAAUUAUUGGAUAUCACGUAUUUCACUGUCCCAUAAUUUCCAUAAAAAAUCCCCUUUGCAAAGAACCCAUGGUAAUGAAAACAGUGAAUGAAUUUCAUCCCGAUGAUUGCAAAGGUUCUAUAUUAGUUUCAAAUUUAAAACCCUACACGGAAUAUUUAGUAGUCAUUGCGAUUGUUACGGAUAACGACCAAACUUUAAAUUUUGAUAUAACCAUCAAAACAUUACGUGGAUCAAUAUUAAAAUGAAAAUAUUACAAAAGUAAUGAAGUACAAAUAUAUUAUUAUAAUUUUUUUCACUAUUACAUCUACUGUUUGUCAGAAUCCUAUUAUUAGUAUUAUUAUUAUUAUUAUUUACCGGUGUUUACUAGUUGCGGUAAAAAUAAAAAAUUAUGUAUACUAUAGUUGCGGUUAACCAACAAAAGGUUACCUAUUAAUUGUAUAGUCACUCAAUAAAAACGUUACUUACUGAUUGCGGUCAUUCAAUUGUUGGUCUUAGUGAAAUUCUUUUUGCGCUUUUGUACUUCAAUAGUUGGAUAAAAGCGCAAAAAUAAAUAAAUGUCUCUUAAAUAUUUUUAAUAUUUUUAUAUUUAAAAAACAAUAUUGAUAGACUUCAGUUGAAGUUUAGUAUUAUAAUUAUCGUACUGUAUUUUAUCGUAACAAACUACGGCGAUAGUCAUUUAAGAUAACUACAUUUAUAGUAUAUGUACCGGCGGUUCCCAACCUAUGGGCCGUGGAUCAUAUUAUAAUAUUGACAAUAUUAGUAUACAUUUAAAAUAAUAUAAUUAUAUAUUUGUGUUAUAUACCGAAUAAUAUUAUAUAAAUACGUAUAUAUAUAUAUAUAUAUUAUAUGUUAUUAUUCAUUUAGUGGGCUUCAAAGAUUUUUUACAAAAUUGGUGAUUCACAUAACUAAAAAGGUUGGGAACCGUUGAUAUAUACUAUAUACAGUAUAAACUUAUAACAAGGGGUAUUUGAUAACUCUAACGUAACUCCAAUAGCAUGUUAGAUAAAUGCAUAUUUCAAACAUGAAAAUUAUACAUAGAAAAAAACAUUUCCAGAUUGGACUACUUAAAAACUGUGGGCUUCAAAUUUAAUUUUUUGGGUACUCAUUAUAAUAUCAUACUUAUUACUACUAAUAAUAUAUAAUUUUAAUACAAAAUAGUUUAACUCAUUUUAUUAUCACUCUAAAAGCUCAGUAUUUACUGUGGCCACAACUUAGAUAUUACCCAGAGACGUAGCCAGCAUUUUGUAUAGGGGGGGGGAGCUAAAUACUUUUAACUUGAGUUAUUAAAAAUAAAAUCAACAACAAAACAAAAAUACUGAUAAUAACAUAUUAACGUUGAUUUGCCGUUAACAUAUUAUUUACUAUUUAAUUAACUUAAAUUUAAAUAUUUCAAAACAAUAUAAAAAAAUACAGCUAAUGGGGGGGCUUUAGCCCCUUUAGCCCCCCCCCCUUUGGCUACGCCAUUGAUAACAGUGACCGCAACUGUUAUAUGACCCACAACUGGGAGCGUAUGUAAUUUAUGCCAAAAACCACCUAGAGAAAAAAUAUUUAUGUAAUUUGCGCCACAUAAAACUAAAUAAAAUUACAUUAUAUAAUCUGCACCAUUUUGUGUUCAAAAUGUAAUUUGCGCCACUUUUAAAUAACUAAACAAUUUUUUUUACAAAUUAACAUAUUGUAUUUUUAAUCAUUGAUCAAUCUCAAGUUAAUUUUUAUAGUUCUACAUUUCUUGAAAAUUAUUUUAAAAAGUAUUAAAAUAUACAAGUAUCUACAAUUCCUG